GUCAUGAGCGGGAUUCAGCGGCGUCACUGUCGUGCGCGCGCCUGCAGCUGUGCGCGUGCUGUGAACGCUGGAAUAUCGCCGUGAGUUUAUCACGCUCUAAAUCGCCUAACAUACGAAUCAUAUCCGCAGAAGCUGCAUGUGAAUUAGAAACGGGUUCGGAGCGGAGUCGCCGCGCUCGGUUUCACUCGGAGGAUUCAUCGAGCUGUUCGCGAUUCUUGAGACAGAUGAAAGUCUUCUGUGAGCAAAUCUGCCGCUUCGAGGGAGCCGAUGCAGUAAAUGGAUAUAUUGAUGGGAGAGCGUCUGUAAACGGUUUUCUCAUUCUGCUUUAUUUGCACCAGACUGCAGCUCCUCAGAGACCGACCAAACUCACAGUGACUGUGCUUCCCUCACCCUCUGAUUGAUCCGUCAUGAGCGCGCAGAGUGCCUGCGCGCCGGAGGAGGGCGCUAUACGCAUCAAUGUGGGAGGCUUCCGGCGGCGGCUGCUGUCCAAGCGACUCUCUCGCUUCCCCGAGACCAGACUCGCACGCCUGCUGAGGUGUCGGUCCAAAGAGUCCAUCCUCGAACUGUGCGACGACUACGACGACUCUGAAAACGAGUUCUACUUCGACCGCAAUCCGGCGCUCUUCCCUUAUGUGUUACACUUCUACAACACGGGGAGGCUACACGUCAUGGAUGAGCUCUGCAUCUUUUCCUUCAGUCAGGAGAUCGAGUACUGGGGCAUCGACGAGCUGUUCCUCGACUCGUGCUGCAGCGGCUCCUAUCACUGCCGCAUGAUGGAGCCCGAGGAGACGGACUGGGAUGACCAGAGCGAGGAGAGGAGCACCACUUCAUCUUUUGAUGAGAUCCUGGAGUUCUACAACGAUGCUGGAAAAUUUGACAAGCAGCUGCUCGGAAGCAUCCGGAGGAGAAUCUGGUUGAUGCUGGACAAUCCUGGCUAUUCGAUCCCCAGCCGGCUCAUCAGUAUCUUCUCCAUUCUGGUGGUGUUGGGCUCCAUCACCACCAUGUGCAUGAACAGCAUGAGCGAGUUCACGCUGCUGGACGCUGAAGGCAGGCCCCGCGAGGACCCUCGCUUCGAGGCUGUGGAGCAUUUCGGAAUUGGGUGGUUCACGUUUGAGCUGCUCUCCAGAUUCGCUGUGGCACCGGACCUCCUGCAUUUCUUCGAACACCCGCUGAAUCUGAUCGACCUGGUUUCCAUCUUGCCUUUUUAUCUGACCCUGGUCAUUAACCUGGUGGCGGAGAGCAGCCCGGCGCUGGCGAACCUGGGUCGAGUUGCUCAGGUGCUGAGGCUGAUGAGGAUCUUCCGCAUCCUGAAGCUGGCGCGUCACUCCACAGGCCUGCGCUCGCUCGGAGCCACGCUCAAGAACAGCUACAAAGAGAUCGGCCUGUUGCUGCUGUAUUUGGCCGUCGGAGUGUCCUUCUUCUCCGUCAUGGCCUACACCGUCGAGAAAGAGGACAACGAGGGAUUGAACACCAUCCCAGCCGGCUGGUGGUGGGCGACGGUCAGCAUGACCACCGUGGGAUACGGCGACGUGGUUCCCGGCUCCGUCGUGGGCAAGUUGACGGCCUCUGCCUGCAUACUCGCGGGAAUAUUGGUUGUCGUCCUUCCCAUCACUUUGAUAUUUAAUAAAUUUUCUCUGUUUUACAAGAGACAGAAACACGACGGGGGAAUAAAGGAGGCUCCGUCUGAGCCUCCCCUCUCCUCUCCCUCUCCGCCUCUCCCUCUCCUAUCCUCCUCUAUCUCUCCAGCUAGCAUCUCUCCCUCUCGAGACUUGGCUCCUCCUCUAAUCGCUCCUCUCCGCUCUCCUCCCUCUCCUCUUCCUCUCCUCUCUCCUCCUCUCCCUCUCCGCUCCUCCCCAUCUCUGUUCGGUCUUAUCCUCCUCUCCUCACCUCUCCUCUUUCUCCGCGCCGCAUCCUCUCCUCUAAUCUCGCCCUCUCCUCGCUCUUCUCUCCAGUCGCCAUCUCCGAAGAUCCUCCUCUCCGCUCCUCUCCUCAUCGCUCUUCCGCUCUCCUCUCCUCCCCCCCUCUCCCCUCUCCUCUCCUCCUCUAGAUCGCCUCCCCAUAAUCCCCUCCUCCUCGCCUCCCCCUCGUCCUCUCCUCCUCUCUCCCCUCCGCUUCCUCUCCUCUACCCUCUUCCUCUUCCUCUCCUCUUUGGACUAGCCAUCCGCACACCGAAGAAGGUCUCAAGUCCAGAUGUGUUCUCCUCUGAGGCUCCUGGAUGUGUCGAUGGGCGCUGUGCAUCCCCUCUCCUUCCCUCUUUUGCGCAUUUGCCGCUAGUUAAGCGACGCCCCGCAGAUUCAUCUGCCUCUCCCCCCACUCUCGAAGAGAAAUCUCCGUGGUCGCUGUUUCGGAUCCUUCGACUAUCCUCUUCUCCUUCAUCUUUCCGUCUUCCUCCUUCUCUUCUUCGUCUCUCCUCUUUGCAAGAUCCCCUCUCCCCCUCGGCUCGGCUCUUCUCGCGAGGAUCUCCUCUCCUCCCUCCUCUAAUCCUCUCCGCUCCUCUCCAUCCUCUGUAA
Molecule: messenger RNA, 2510 nt
Organism: Cyprinus carpio (common carp)
Lineage: Eukaryota; Metazoa; Chordata; Actinopteri; Cypriniformes; Cyprinidae
Gene: kcns2
Product: potassium voltage-gated channel subfamily S member 2-like
Exons: 2
Coding region: 408-2510 (700 amino acids)
Biological process (GO): potassium ion transmembrane transport; protein homooligomerization; regulation of delayed rectifier potassium channel activity
Cellular component (GO): membrane; voltage-gated potassium channel complex
Molecular function (GO): voltage-gated potassium channel activity; protein binding
Source: RefSeq, a predicted model, not a curated record